Pteropus alecto (black flying fox) is the source of this 1211-nucleotide messenger RNA. Its product is annotated as cortexin domain-containing 1. The transcript has a single exon. Lineage: Eukaryota; Metazoa; Chordata; Mammalia; Chiroptera; Pteropodidae. The coding region runs from base 149 to 328 and encodes 59 amino acids. The record is from RefSeq and is a predicted model, not a curated record.
UGACGAUGACGAUGGCUCUGCAGGGGGCGAGUGUGGGGGGGUAAUCAGUGCCCUUCCCCUGCCCUCCGCUCGGCUCUCUGCAGGGGUGGAAGAUGGUACCGGUCAACCCUGAGCCGGACGGGGAGCCCGCAGCCACCGCCAUCGCGAGAUGGAGGAGCCCACGCCCGAGCCCGUCUACGUGGACGUGGACAAAGGGCUGACCUUGGCCUGCUUCGUCUUCCUCUGCCUCUUCCUGGUCGUCAUGAUCAUCCGCUGCGCCAAGGUCAUCAUGGACCCUUACAGCGCCAUCCCCACGUCCACCUGGGAGGAGCAGCACCUGGACGACUGAGGCGCGGGGCAGGGCUGCCCCUGGCCACCGGCCUGCCAGCCCACAGAGACCAGCAAUGGACGCAGCCCGUGGGGAUGGAGAGUGUCCACCUGAGCCUUGCCUGCUGUCACAGCAGCACCCGAGUGACACGCUCGCAGUGCUGUGGGUUUUCCAACCGUGGGCCGGCCUGGGAAUCACUGACCGGGGUGUGGUCACCUUCCCUGGCUCUGGCACAGACACCUCCAUCACACGACGGCAGUCUCCUUUUGAGGGGACCUUCUGCCCUUGAAAUGCAGACUAGCACACGCAGUGGGACUCGCAGCACAGAUGUCCCACCCAAACGCAAGGCCCCUCCCAACGGGCCGCCGGCACAGAAGGCGGCAGGGCGUGAAAGGAGAUGGCAGGGAACUCAGAAAAGGUGCAGAGGCUGCCUCCCAGCCGCAUUUUUAAAAAACUAAAAUAGAGAGGGACAUAUUUUUCCUGUUAUAAAUGAAAUGUGCAUUUUAGAAAUUUGGGAAAAUACGGAAAAAAAAUAGAAGGAAAAGGCGGUAAAAGAACACUUCUACUCCCGCCCCCCAGAAGUCCGCAUUGUGAAACGCUUUCUCCCAGCCUUUUUCACACACAUUUUUUUAGACAGUCAAAUCCACGCCGCACGCAUGAUGCUGUGUCAUCCAUGUUACACGGAUAUGCCCCCCCCACCGCCCAGACGCUCUCCACGGCUGUGGUCUCUGGUGGCGGCAGAGAAUCCCAACAGGUGGCUAGGUCCUAGUUUAACAGUCAGUUCCUCUGGUCACACAUACUAAUCUUGCUAAUCUUUCCUCACACAAAAUGAUCUCCUCCAGGACCCUCAUGAGCGUGCACAGGCUCCGACGUGAGCAUCGGGCGGGGAGACCGGGUGCUGGUC